AUGUCGAGCAAAUACCACUCCCCCUCCAACGCCCGGCCGUGGGCAGGCUCCCCAUACCGGCGGCGCCGCACCUUACUCCCGCUCGUCCUCCUCGCGCUCGCCGGCGCGCUCUACGUCUGGCUGUACGGACCCCCCGCCUUCCUCUCGCUCUCUCCCUCGCUGAAGGACAUCGGCUUCGGCUUCGCGCCCCCCAGCUCCUCGCGCGCGGGCCGCGUCGCGCAGGCGAAGCCGCAGCUCGCGGGCGAGGGCGCGCACGCGGACGUGCGCGAGAUCGACGCGCUCCUGCACUUCCUCGUCGCGCACCCCGAGCGGCGCCUCGACGAGGACACGGGCACGAUCCGCGUCGAGGGCCUCGGCAGCGUCGCGGUCGACGGCACGCAGCCCGUCGACCUGCGCGUGUACGCGCCCGACGGGGACUACGACUGGGUAGGGCACACGAAGCGCGUCAAGGAGCAGUACCCGCUCAUCGUGUUCAGCAAGACGUACUGCCCGUACUCGAUACGGGCGAAGGCGCUCCUGGCCUCGUACACCCUCGUGCCGGCGCCGAAGAUCGUCGAGAUUAACGUGCGCUCGGACGGGCCGCAGAUACAGUCGAUCUUGGCGCGGUUGACGGGGCGGUCGACUGUGCCCAAUAUCCUACUCCAGGGCACCUCUAUUGGCGGGUCAGACGAUGUUCAUCGUCUGCACGAUGAACAUCGUUUGGCGAAGACACUUGAGGAUGGCGGUGUUGAGGUGAAGGGAGAGCCCAAAACGACGCAGCCUCAGCGUCGCAGCUACCACAACGCAUGAGGAGUCCGCGGCUGCAGGCGAUAUUUAUGGGUUCACGGGAUCUACGGUAUCAUGGGAUGUACAAUAGGGAUUAUAAUGCGAAACUACCCAGCGAUCUUGAGCGAUCUGCAAUUUAUUAUACACGACUG
This is a messenger RNA of Trametes versicolor FP-101664 SS1, 917 nucleotides long. Its product is annotated as glutaredoxin. The record is from RefSeq and is a predicted model, not a curated record. Gene Ontology annotation, cellular component: cis-Golgi network; Golgi lumen; cytoplasm. Lineage: Eukaryota; Fungi; Basidiomycota; Agaricomycetes; Polyporales; Polyporaceae. Gene Ontology annotation, molecular function: glutathione disulfide oxidoreductase activity. The coding region runs from base 1 to 789 and encodes 262 amino acids. The transcript is spliced from 4 exons. Gene Ontology annotation, biological process: cellular response to oxidative stress.